CUCAAUAUUCAAGAGUUUUAGCACGAUAUCUUCUCUUUUCAAGAUUCCUCUGUUUUUUAAUCUUUCAUUACAGAACAUCCUUCUUCUGUCUCAUUUCGAAUGAGUAAUGUUUGAAUCGCAAGAAAUGAAGACAAUUCUUCGAUCAGUCAGCUUUAAUAAUGACAAUGAAUCGGAUUCAACCAUCACCGAACCACCAGAAACUAGAAAGACGCUCUACAAUAGAUCUCUCAGCAUGAAAGGGACAGAAAGACCUAGCCUUUCUUCGGAAGACGUGGAGAACAAUCUUUCUUUAAAGCCUCUAACUUUUAUGAAAGAAGAUGAUAAAUAUAAGAUACGGCAAUGGAAACCUUUAUCCGUAAACGAUCACGUAAACGAGUUUCUAGCGUUAAUAAGUGACAGUAGAUACCAAGCUGCGUUAAAGCUGCAGAAGGUUUAUAGAAGCUUUCGAACCAGGAGGAGGCUAGCUGAUUGUGCUGUGGUGGUUGAGCAAAGAUGGUGGAAGGUACUUGAUUUUGCUGAGCUUAAAAGAAGUUCUAUAUCGUUUUUCGAAAUUGAGAAGCAAGAGACUGCAGUUUCACGCUGGUCUAGAGCAAGAACAAGAGCUGCUAAGGUGGGUAAAGGCUUGUCAAAAGAUGAGAAAGCUAGGAAGUUGGCUUUGCAGCACUGGCUUGAGGCAAUCGAUCCUCGACAUCGCUAUGGCCACAAUCUGCAAUUCUAUUACCAUGCUUGGCUCCAUUGUGACAGUUACCAACCCUUUUUCUAUUGGCUUGACAUAGGAGAAGGAAAAGAGUUGAACCAUGAAAGAUGUCCAAGAACAAAACUAUACCAACAAAGCAUCAAGUAUCUUGGUCCGACUGAAAGAGAAGAGUAUGAAGUGGUGAUUGAGGAUAGUAAACUAAUCUAUAAACAAAGUGGGAUAGUUCUGGACACAAAAGAAGGUCCUCCAGAUACAAAGUGGAUCUUUGUCCUAAGCGUGUCUAAGAUCAUGUAUGUUGGAAUGAAGAAAAAGGGCAACUUUCAACAUUCUAGUUUUCUUGCUGGAGGGGCUACCUUAUCUGCUGGUAGGAUUGUGGUUGAUGAUGGUGUUCUUAAGGCAGUUUGGCCUCACAGUGGACAUUAUCUACCAACAGAAGAGAAUUUCUUGGCCUUCAUGUCUUUUCUUAGGGAGAACAAUGUUGACCUCACUGAUGUAAAGAAGAGUCCAGAUGAAGAUGAUGGAGAACAUCAUUUCAAGGUCAAGAGAAUGCCUUCAAAAAUCAAAGAGGUUGAAGAAGAACCGUGUGACUUUGUGGACGCUGAGACUGGUUUAAGUCCAAACGCUAAACCUAAAAACCAUCCAGAGCUACAUACAUUAACAAGGUUCCAUCCAAAAGACAAGGACAUGGCUGAGGAUGAUGAUGAAGAAGAGCCUGAAACGCCUUCAGAAGAAGGAUAUGAGACAGCAGAGGAGACAUUCAUUGCUGAGGAAGAGUUUGCAUAUCCAAAAUCUCAUCUCUUCGAUGAAGACAUUGAAGAAUAUGAGAAGCCUGUACCUAAGGAGAAGAUAAUGAAGAGGAUAGAUUCACACAAAGGACUCAAAUCUUAUCAGUUAGCUGAGAGGCUGCACUCGAGGUGGAGUACUGGUGCAGGUCCUAGGAUCAGUUGUAUGAGAGAUUACCCUUCAGAGCUUCAGUUUAGGGUUCUUGAACAAGCUCAGCUAUCUCCAAGAGCUUCAAGCUCUUCAAACCCAUCUCCUUUUGCUCCGGUUAGAUCAAGGGGGACAAGUCUUGGGAGAAGUCCUUUCUCUCAAGAACUUGAGAGGCUUUAGGUCUGUGUAUAAAGGAUAUGUACGAAGCAAAUUUACCUGUGAUGAAGUGGCCGGAUUGAGUAUUUUUUUUUGGUUAUGUAAGGUGCAGA
Brassica oleracea var. oleracea is the source of this 1896-nucleotide messenger RNA. RefSeq lists its product as uncharacterized. The transcript has 9 exons. NCBI's taxonomy places the organism in Eukaryota, Viridiplantae, Streptophyta, Magnoliopsida, Brassicales, Brassicaceae. Bases 107 to 1807 code for a protein of 566 amino acids. The record is from RefSeq and is a predicted model, not a curated record.